GGGCCACCGACAUUCUCGUGGAAACGGCGCGCGCAAUGUCCGACAACGACACCGCCCGCCUCCAACACCUCAUGUGGAUGCUCAACGAGCUCUCCUCCCCCUACGGCGACACCGACCAGAAGCUCGCCUCCUACUUCCUCCAGGCCCUCUUCGCCCGCAUGACCGGGUCGGGCGACCGCACUUACCGGUCCCUUCUGUCUGCCUCCGAGCGGGCCUCCUCCUUCGAGUCCACUCGCAGGACGGUCCUCAAGUUCCAAGAAGUCAGCCCUUGGACCACAUUCGGCCACGUGGCGUGCAACGGCGCCAUCAUGGAGGCCUUCGAAGGCGAGAGGAACCUGCACGUCGUUGACAUCAGCAACACGUUCUGCACCCAGUGGCCGACGUUUCUAGAAGCCCUGGCCACCCGCCAGGACGACACUCCCCGUCUCCGCCUCACCGUGGUGGUCGUGGCCGGCGGCGGGGCGGCGAGGGUGAUGAAGGAGAUCGGGAGCAGGAUGGAGAAGUUCGGCAGGCUCAUGGGAGUUCCGUUCAAGUUUAACGCCGUUCACCACGACGGCGACCUCUCAGAGCUGGACCUAACGGCGCUGGACGUCAGAGAUGACGAGGCGCUCGCGAUCAACUCCGUCGGAGCGCUGCACUCCGUGGCGGCGGUGAACGGCCGCCGGGACUACCUCGUAUCUCUCUUCAAGCGGCUGCAGCCGAGGAUCUUGACGGUGGUGGAGGAAGAAGCUGACGUGGAGGGCUUCGACUUCGUCAAGGAUUUCAGGGAAUGCGUGAGGUGGUUUAGGGUUUACUUCGAGUCGCUGGACGAGUGCUUCCACAAGACGAGCAACGAGCGCUUGAUGCUCGAGAGACAGGCGGGUCGGGCAAUCGUUGACCUGGUCGCCUGCCCGCCCGGGCAGUCGGUGGAGCGGCGGGAGACCGGGGAGAGGUGGUCCCGCCGCCUCCAUGAAAGGGGGUUUAGUCCGGUGCCGUACAGCGAGGAGGUUUGUGAGGACGUCCGGGCGCUGCUGAGGAGGUACAGAGAUGGUUGGACGAUGGGACAGUGCUCUUCCGCCGGAAUAUUCUUGUCGUGGAAGGAUCAGCCGGUGGUGUGGGCCAGUGCAUGGAGGCCUUGACCGCCGGCGGCGCGGCGGAUUAGGUUGUAGUGUGGAGGAACGCUUGACUCGUCACGUGAGGUAUCAGUUUUUUGGCACGUGUGCAUGGUACCCAGCCAGUUUGGAGCUUGUUGAUUUGUUGGGUUAAUUGGUAGCUUAGAUAGACAAAUUAAAGGUAUUUUUAUAUAUUAUCAUUGGUUUCUUUUUUUCAAAAUGAAAGUAUCGGGAUUAGUCUCGAGUGGCUUGGUUUUUUUUAUUGUUUGUUCGUUUUCAGAAUAUCAGUAAUUGUCUUGCGACAUUUAUUUAUUUAUUUAUAUCUCUUCUUUGGGUUUUGCUUCCAUUAUCUCCGAUGGAGCCAAAAUUUCACCAUUUUUGGCUUUGGGGUGUGAUGGAAUAAAUCAAAAUGGAUCUCUAAACUAUCUGCGCUUCUUUAAUUAAUGAAGUAGCAGUUAGUCAAACAAUGCAACUUUCGACGUUGAGCCGGAGGUCUCUUUGGAAACAGUCUUUCUACUUUCGAGUAGGGGCAAGAUUUGCAUGCCCCCCGCCUCCCACUCCAACCUUUUUUGUUUUUCUAAUGAAAAACUAGUGGAGUA
This is a messenger RNA of Cuscuta campestris, 1690 nucleotides long. The record is from the annotation of a GenBank genome assembly. Lineage: Eukaryota; Viridiplantae; Streptophyta; Magnoliopsida; Solanales; Convolvulaceae.